Molecule: messenger RNA, 687 nt
Organism: Otolemur garnettii (small-eared galago)
Lineage: Eukaryota; Metazoa; Chordata; Mammalia; Primates; Galagidae
Gene: CSF3
Product: colony stimulating factor 3
Exons: 5
Coding region: 71-685 (204 amino acids)
Biological process (GO): positive regulation of myeloid cell differentiation; positive regulation of cell population proliferation; immune response
Cellular component (GO): extracellular region
Molecular function (GO): cytokine activity; growth factor activity
Source: RefSeq, a predicted model, not a curated record
AUGUAUAAAGGCCCUCUAGAUCUAGGCCCCAACAGAGCCCAGAGGCUGUGGCCCAGACCCAUCCAGACCCAUGGCUAAACCUGCUGUCCAAAGCCCCGUUAGGCUGAUGGCCCUACAGCUGCUGCUCUGGCACAGUGCACUCUGGACGGUGCAGGAAGCCAGUCCCCUGGGCCCUGCCAGUUCCCUGCCCCAGGGCUUUCUGCUCAAGUGCUUAGAGCAAGUGAGGAAGAUCCAGAAUGAAGGUGCGGCCCUGCAGGAGAAUCUGUGUGCCACCUACAAGCUGUGCCACCCUGAGGAGCUGGUGCUGCUGGGGCACUCUCUGGGCAUCCCCCGGACAACCCUGAAUGGCUGCCCCAGCCAGGACCUGCAGCUGACCAGCUGCUUGAGCCAACUCCACAGAGGCCUCUUCCUCUACCAGGGCCUCCUGCAGGCCCUGGCUGGGAUAUCCCCUGAGUUGGCCCCCACCUUGGACAUGCUGCAACUGGACGUUGCUGACCUUGCCACCACCAUCUGGCAGCAGAUGGAAGACCUGGGAGUGGCCCCUGCCCUGCAGCCCACCCAGGGCGCCAUGCCCACUUUCACCUCUGCCUUCCAGCGCCGAGCAGGAGGUAUCCUGGUCACCUCCCAUCUGCAGAGCUUCCUAGAACUGGCAUACCGUGUGCUCCGCUACCUCGCCCAGCCCUGAGC